AUGCCUGGAACAAGAAUCUUCAAUACCAUCGGCGUCCACUGCGGCGGAGAAGUCGUCGAUGUGGUUACCGGCGGCGUUCGCGAUGUCCCUGGAAAGACCAUGUUCGAGAAGAUGAUGCACCUCUGGAAGAAGGAGGAUUCGAUGCGCAACCUCCUCCUCAACGAGCCCCGUGGCUGCUCUGCCAUGUGCCACAAUAUUGUCCUUCCCCCUUGCAACCCAGAGGCGGACAUUGGCCUCGUCAUCAUGGAGCAUGAGGAGUAUCCUCCCAUGUCUGGCGCCAACACUCUGGGGGUGGCCACGGCACUUUUGGAGACCGGCAUGAUCCCAAUGAAUGAGCCCGAGACCGUCUGCAGGUUUGAUACGCCAGCGGGCCUGGUGGAAGUCUAUGCCCAAUGCGAGAAUGGCGAGUACAAGAGCGUUCGCUUCCACAACGUCCCUGCAUUCGUGUUCUACAUUGACAAGGAGGUCACCGUUCCUGGUCUUGGCACUGUCAAGGUUGACAUCGUCUACGGCGGGAUGAUCUAUGCUUUAGUCGAUGCCGCUUCAUGCGGGCUAUCCAUUAAGAACAAGCACGGAGCCAAGCUGGUCGAGGUGGGGAUGCGUGUUCUGAAGGCUGUCCAAGAGCAGACCGACCCAAUCCACCCUGAGAACCCUGAGAUCCGCGGCGCCUCGGUCUUCCAGUGGAUACAACCCAUCAGAGAUCAUGAGGAUGGCAAGACCUCCGUGAAUACCGUUGUCGUAGCACCAGGGAGGCUCGAUAGGAGCCCGUGUGGCACAGGAACUUGCGCUCGGUUGGCGGCUCUGCACGCAAGGGGAGAGCUGGCCGAAGGAGAACCUCUUUACCAUAGGAGCAUCAUUGGAUCGGAGUUUAUUGGGCGGGUGCACGGCACUACGAAGGUCGGUAAAUACGAUGCCGUCUACCCUUCGGUGACUGGUAGUGCAUGGAUCACAGCCUAUAAGCAGGUCGUUUUGAAUCCAACAGAUCCGUUCCCUGAUGGCUUUCGAGUUGGUGAUAAGUGGCAUAUGGAGGGGUAG
This is a messenger RNA of Clonostachys rhizophaga, 1035 nucleotides long. The record is from the annotation of a GenBank genome assembly. Lineage: Eukaryota; Fungi; Ascomycota; Sordariomycetes; Hypocreales; Bionectriaceae.